AAACGCUUGCAGGAGACACACACACUCAGCGCUCAGUGCUGCUGGAGCUCACUCUGGUGCAGCGUAAAGGUGACUUCCAGCAGUCGCUUCUUUUCAUUAUUUAUGCCCCCCUUCCCCCGCGGUGUCGCCCCCUGCAGCCCAAGCUCCCCCCGGUGACCCCGCUGUGCAACAUGUAGCUGCUGAGCCGGCGCCACUGCCAUGUUCCGCCGGAGACUGUGAACACUAGCCACAAAGAAGCACAGGGCGUCGUUUGUCUGUCAUCUUGCCUUCUGUACCAUGGUCCUGGUACUAAAGUGACAGUCCUGGAUGCCACAAAGGAUCGUUCUCAAGGUGAAUCUGGUGACCGGGGCACGAUCGGCGGAGAAGACUCGGAUUAGCGGGCGCCGCUGAGCCAGCACCGGCAGGAUAUCGUUACCGAUCCCCCCCCCCUCCUCCUCCCCCGUUUUUAUGCCGGGGCUUUUAAUUCACGAGGCAAUGGCUGUCUUGUGCUGCCCCGAUCUGGAUCUCAGAAUGAACAAGGAAAGGCCCAAGAGGAAUAUCAUUCAGAAGCGCUAUGAUGACAGUGAUGGAAUCCCGUGGUCCGAAGAAAGGGUGGUGCGUAAGGUGCUUUAUCUAUCUCUCAAAGAGUUCAAGACUGCACAGAAGAGACAAAGUGAUGACUGUAUUAAUGGGAGCUUCAAAACCCCGAAAGGUCAUCUUCUUAAAGGAGAGUCUACAGGAUCGGAGCAGUCCUCAGAAAAUGAGAAGGAUGACACAUCUCAAGGUUCUUCACUCGCAAAUAGUGUGACAUCUUCAGAUUCAGAAGAUGGGCCUGUCAGGAAAAGGCCAAGGCUGCAAGCACAAAGAAAAUUUGCCCAAUCCCAGCCAAACAGUCCGAGCACAACCCCCAUUAAAAUUGUGGAGCCAUUGCUACCCCCUCCAGUAACUCAAAUAUCUGACCUCUCCAAGCGCAAGCCCAAGACGGAGGACUUCCUCACAUUUUUGUGUCUUCGAGGUUCUCCAGCAUUACCAAGUACUAUGGCAUACUUUGGAAGCUCUCAAGACGAAGAAGAUGUGGAAGAUGAUGAUGAUGAAGUAUUUGAGGACACAAAAAUGACCACCACUCACACUUCAUCCUCCUGCCACUCUACACCUCGGAAAGGCAAAACGCAUAAGCAUGUUAUCAACGGACAUGUAUUUAACGGGUCUUGCAAAUCAUCGAAGGACAAAGAAACUUCUCAUAGACACAAAAGCAAAGAGGCCACACCAGGGAAAGAGAAGAACCGCAAUCACAAAGCCGAGAGACGGAGAGGGUCUGCCGCUGCUAAUCACCAACCUGCUUCUAACACGGGCUCACAUGCCAAAGGGCUCGCUGCUAACAACCACCACAGUCAUCUUAGAUUGGCUCAGGAUUUAAGGAAACAGGUUUCCAAGGUGAAUGGAAUAACCCGGUUAUCAUCGAGUUUGAACGCAGUCGGUGCCAAAAAGACUAGAGAAGCAAGACCUUCACCGUCCACAACUGUGAAGUAUACUGCAACGGUGACCAAGGGAACUGUCACAUACACCAAAGCCAAGAAAGAACUGGACAAGGCAACCAAACCGAAUCACCACAAAACCAGUUCAUCUGUUCACCACACAAUCUCAGGGACCACAGAAAGCAGCAAUGCAAAAACUCGUAAACAGGUGCUAUCUCUUUCCACAUCCAAGCCCAACUGUGCCACUGGUAAUAGCUGUGUCAAGGCAAAUGGCAAGUUGAACAAAAAGACUUGCACUAGGCAAGAGGGGCGGCAGCUAAGGGAGGGACUGCGCAACUCCAAAAGACGUCUGGAAGAGGCGAACCAUCCCAACAAGGCAGAGCCUUUGGUAAAAAAAGUUAAGGUAUCUGUCAGCUUGCCAGAGGUUAGAAGUAAGAGGCUAGCGGCGGAGAAACAGGUGCUUAAUGGACAUGUAAAGAAAGACGUGCCAGAGAAGAUACUGGAGAGUAACAGGCCAAAGCGGGCCUCUGCAGCCAAGAGCACACUAAGUACACAAACCCGCAGUAAGACGGAAGAUGCUGGCGCUGAAAAUCGCUCUACCUCGCAGACAGAUUCCUCGCACAAAUCUGUGGACUCCACAAAACCUGAAAAAGAUGCUGGGGAGGCCAGGUGCGUAGCCUUGUGUGAGAUUCCUGUCCUCCGCCCCUCUGCCAAGGAGUUUCACGACCCGUUGAUCUAUAUUGAGUCCAUCCGAGCCAGAGUGGAGAAAUACGGGAUGUGCACGGUGAUCCCUCCACCAGACUGGAGACCCGAGUGCAAGCUGAAUGAGGAAAUGCGCUUUGUGACGCAGAACCAGCACAUCCAUAAGCUUGGUCGACGCUGGGGCCCCAAUGUACAGCGGCUGGCUUGCAUCAAGAAGCACCUCAAAUCUCAGGGCAUCACCAUGGAUGAACUUCCUCUUAUAGGAGGCUGUGAAUUAGAUCUAGCUCGGUUUUUUCAACUCAUCAAUGAAAUGGGAGGCAUGCAACAAGUGACAGACCUCAAGAAGUGGAACAAGUUGGCCGACAUGCUCCGCAUCCCUAAAAGUGCGCAGGAUCGACUAGCAAAGCUGCAGGAGGCCUACUGUCAAUACCUACUCUCCUAUGACUCCCUUUCGCCUGAGGAGCACAAGAAACUGGAGAAAGAAGUUCUGCAGGAGAAAGAGAACCUGGAGAAGAAGAAAGGUCCGCUGGAGGGGCAUGCUGAGAAUUCAUAUAGAUUACAUCUGCUCCCGAGGUAUGAGCCCAAAAAUGGACUCGUUAAUGGAGUGGUGCACCGUAAUGGCCUGCGUGGGAAGCUGAAAGAAAUGGACGUCCCCCUGAAAAAUGGAAGGCGAAGGCUGUUUGCUCAGGAAAACGAGUGCACAGAGGAGGAACCCGAAGAUAAAAGUUUAUUUAGUGACCUACACAAGUGCAUUUAUAAGGGAAGGUCCAUGUCUCUCACCACUUUCUUCCGAACAGCAAGGAACGUCAUGAAUAUGUGCUUCAGCAAAGAGCCAACUGUAGCAGAGGUUGAGCAAGAGUAUUGGCGGAUUGUUGAGCAGAAGACUUGUCACGUUGCUGUGCAUUGUGGAAAGGUUGAUACAAAGACUCACGGCAGUGGAUUUCCUGUGGGUAAAGCGGAACCCUUUUCAAGACAUGGAUGGAAUCUUACAGUCCUUCCUAAUAAUUCAGGAUCCAUCCUGCGUCACCUUGGUGCUGUGCCUGGAGUAACCAUUCCUUGGCUUAAUAUUGGCAUGGUUUUUUCUACCUCAUGCUGGUCUCGCGACCAAAAUCACCUUCCCUACAUUGACUACUUACACACUGGUGCUGAUUGCAUUUGGUAUUGCAUUCCUGCUGAGGAAGAGAGCAAACUUGACAAAGUUGUACAUACUCUACUUCAAGCCAAUGGUACUCCUGGUCUUCAAAUGCUUGAAAGCGGCGUCAUGAUCUCCCCAGAGGUGCUGUGCAAAGAGGGGAUCAAGGUGCACCGUACUGUACAACAGAGCGGACAGUUUGUUGUCUGCUUUCCAGGAUCCUUUGUAUCAAAAGUGUGCUGUGGCUACAGUGUAUCUGAAACUGUGCACUUUGCUACCACCCAGUGGACAAGCAUGGGCUUCAAGACUGCCAAGGAAAUGAAACGUCGACACAUAGCAAAGCCGUUCUCUAUGGAGAAAUUAUUGUAUCAAGUAGCAACAGCCGAAGCAAAGAAGGAGAACGGCCCAACUCUGAGUGUCAUUUCUUCACUGCUCGGAGAGCUCAGGGAUACAGAGUUGAGGCAGAGAAGGGAACUCUUUGAGGCAGGCCUCCACUCUUCUGCUCGCUACGGAAGCCAUGACACCAGCAACUCAUCAUUGGACGGGAAGAAAAAACCUCGGAAGUGGCUGCAGUUUGAAACGUCUGAGAGAAGAUGCCAGAUUUGCCAGCAUUUGUGUUACCUUUCCAUGGUGGUGCAAGAAAAUGAGAAUGUGGUGUUCUGCCUGGAGUGUGCGCUGCGUCACGUGGAGAAGCAGAAGUCGUGUCGAGGGUUAAAGCUGAUGUAUCGCUACGAUGAGGAACAAAUAAUAAGUCUCGUCAAUCAGAUCUGUGGGAAGGCGUCUGGGAAAAACAACAGCAUUGAGAACUGUAUGAUUAAAUCUACACCAAAAAGGGGACCAAGGAAGAGAGCCACACUUGAUGUGCCAUGCUCCAGACUUUCAUCCAUCAGUUUGUCCAAAAGUGCUUCAUAUUCAUCCUGAAGAUGCCAACGCUCUCAGUUCUCUGAUCAUAUAAAUAUAUAUAUAUAUAAAUAUAUAUUUUUAUUUUGUAAUUUUACCAUAGUUUGGAGUACUUGCUGUAGAAUGCAGGCUGUCUUUGCACUAGCUCUAUGAAGAUUUUUUUGUUUCUUCUGGUUUUUAGAGAAGUAACUUUGUUUUAGCAUUAAACUGUUGGUUUUAUUUUAUUUGUUUUGUAUGUAGACACUGCAGUCAGACUUUCAAUACUGCAGUCUAGUCACUGUUUUAUGCCAGUCUAUGGGGCAGUCUGUGUUUUUGAUUUUCAUUUAUUUUUUCUGUCGCCCCCUAGACUGAAUUAUAUACAGAAAGCCUUCCUUGACAACCAUGUGUGAAAAAGGCAUUUAAAUCAUCUUGAUAAGUUUAUGGUCUUUUUUUUAUUUUAUUUUUUGUAUUUCUUUAUCCAGUCAAGGGAGCAGUUUUUUUUCUAGAGGAAAAAGAAAACAAAAUCGAAACUUGAACAAAAUCUGCUUUUUCUUGACUAUGUCUCAUUCUGUCACGUGCAAGAUGAGUUUUGUAAUUUUUUAAAAAAUUGGGGUCUACAAUAUAGUAACUUAAAAGGUUAAAAAAAAAAAUAAUACAACAAAACACAAAAAAACUGAAGAUAGUUUGGCAGCUGAUGGACUUUUUUUUUUUCAAACAAAACCAGAGGCAGAAAGCUGAGACUUGGAAAUGGUUUCUCUGUUACCAGCACAUUUCUAUGCAUCAGUUAAAGGAGAAGAAAUGGCGGAUGAACUCAAGCAAUGCCUUCCUGGCAGACGUCACGUGGGGGGGUGGGGUGGGACUAUAAACUGUGCCUGAUUUCAUAAGGAAUCCAUUCUGUUAUUUUUGGUGCUGUUGGCUACUUUAUCAAAUAAUGAAAAAAGAAAUGUUAAAAAAAAAAAAACUUCAAUAGCAUCCUUUGACAAAGAGAAGGAAAAAUGAAUUUAAAGUAUAUAAAUAUAUAUAUAUAUAAAUGGUUGAAGCCAGAAGUGCUUCUAUGUCAUAGACGUGCAAUCUUUCUAACAUUCCAUUUCAUUCCACUGCUAUAUCUCAACACAUCACACAAUCAGCAUUAAUAUGUAUGUAUAUUGUUUUUAUGUUCUCUCCAUCACGUGGUCCCGUGACUGAGAUGGAAUUGCUUCAUCGAUCACCUUCUAGAGCCACUAGGGUCUGAAUUGUUUUUUAAUUAACUUUUUAAUUAUUUUUAUUUUUUUCUGUCGUGAAUGUGAAAAAUAAUUUUCCUCAUUGUCUUAUUUUUUAUUUUAUUUUUUCUGUUAGCUCUGUGUUUGCAAAAGAAAAACAAAUUACAAAUCACCAGGUUAUAUAUAUAUUUUUUUUUUUGUACAUAUGCUUGUAAAUUGAGUAAAAUACUUGAGCCUUUUGGGGAUUGGGGUGGACAGGGGACGGUGAGAAGAAAAAUAAAAGAUGAAGAAAAAGCCUUACAUUUCAGUUUCUUCAUCAGAUGGUCUGGAUGCUUACAGGGUUAUUCUUGUAACAUAUAAGUGCUGCUUACAUCACUGAACAACUAAAAAGAAUUAAUGGCAUAAGUUUUGCCCCGAUUUCUCUGGUUGUUUGUAUGUGUGGGACUAAAGUAUAGAAGAAAAAAAAGGGAAUUUUUUUUUCACAAUUAUUUUUUUUUUUGUUUUGUUUCAUGAUUGAAAGAAAUCCGAGAAAAAAAAAACAAGAAAAAAAUACGUAGCUAGCCAUAUUGCACUGAACUCGCCAGUGGUGACUAUUGGAAGAGUGUCCUUUAAUACAAUUUGUUGGUUGUUGUUGCAGAAGACUGAACUGUUUUUGAAUAUUUAACAAUAACAUAAACUGAGUCAAGUGUUUUCCAAUGUGGUUGUCCAGUUUUAUGGCCUUGCUGUGUGCUUUUUCCCUCUUGACAGUAAACUUCUAUGACUACGGCUUA
Molecule: messenger RNA, 6136 nt
Organism: Bufo gargarizans (Asiatic toad)
Lineage: Eukaryota; Metazoa; Chordata; Amphibia; Anura; Bufonidae
Gene: JARID2
Product: jumonji and AT-rich interaction domain containing 2
Exons: 18
Coding region: 448-4209 (1253 amino acids)
Biological process (GO): chromatin remodeling
Cellular component (GO): nucleus
Molecular function (GO): DNA binding; histone demethylase activity
Source: RefSeq, a predicted model, not a curated record